UGGGAUGACGUCAAAUACAAGAUGGAUGGAAUCACGACUGUUUCAUGCGCAACGCAACUCUGAAACAAAGUCCAGUGUCGGAGCUCCGGGGCACCCAAAGCCACCGAACUAGGCCAAAAUGGAGAGCCUUGGGCACUACUGUAACCCUUCCCAUGGUAUUUCACUGCUGGGUGCCCUCAACGAGCAGCGGUUGAAGGAACAGCUCUGUGAUGUUGUGUUGUUAGUGGGUGAUCAACAGUACCAGGCCCAUAAAAGUGUCCUUGCAGCAUGCAGUGAAUACUUCCAGUCUGUGUUCUCCAGAAGGGACUCAGAGAACCGCUCCAUUGUUCAGCUUGACUUCUGUGAGCCUGAUGCAUUUGAGAUUGUGCUAAACUACAUCUACUCAUCAUCUCUGUUUGUGGAGAAAUGCAGCCUGGCAGCUAUACAGGAGUUGGGAUAUAGCCUCGGCAUUCCCUUUCUAACCAACAUCAUGUCUAUAAGACCUCAGGCGUCAUACUCUGUGUCAAGAAAACGGAUGUCACUCUCUGAGGAGGAGGAUGGCUCUUCUCAAAAGAGAAGUGUUAUUGUACAUCAAGGUCAAGGUGAGCAGCCUGGCAUGGAUGUGUUUCAGAGGAAAAGUUCGACUCUUCAGGGAAAACUGUUUAAACAGGCCACAGAGCCACCUUCGCUCACACAGGAUUUUAGCAAUCAGAGCAAAUUCUCAGGACACGUCAGACCAAAUGAAAAAGAGACAAACAGUACCCCUAACAGCAGAAAUUCAAACAAAAACACAGACGAUGGUGAUUGCAGAUCUAUCAUCUCCUCACCAACAUCCAUACUGAGACAUCGAACUGAAUACCGAUCGCCAUCUAUGAGGCCAAAACUAACAUCCUCAGUGUCAUUCAGUGAGUCUGUACAGCACACUAGCCUACAAUCAGAUCAAACUGAAGGUGCCAUUGAUGGAAGAAUGGAAGUGUCUCAUGAAUCCAGGCCAGUGGGUGAUCAUCAAGGUCCAUGCAACCAAACCGUAGACCGAAGUGGGCCACUUAUUAAAAGUCUGCUGCGCAGAUCAUUGUCAAUGGAUAGUCCCGUUCCUAUAUUUUCUCCAGCUCUGGAUCUUAAGGACUCACAAAGUCGAGAACAGUCUGUAGUCAAGUUAUUUACCACAACAGCAAGGUUGCCUUCCCCUGAACAUGAGGAUAGGGUGUCAAAAGAUAUGCCAUUUCUUCUCAGGUCAAGACAACGAAAUGCAUACGAGACGGACGGCACUCAAACAACUCAAAUCAGGAUAAAAGCGGAGCCCAGCAGUCCCCUUGCUGACCCUUCUGAAAUUGUUCACAUUACCGUUGGAGACAAUCUGCCGUUAAAUUUCAAAGUCUUUCAGGAAAACUAUGAUGAAGGUUCCAGAGGGUACUUCGCUUCCUCGAUGAAGAGGAAGACUAAGAUAGAUGGAAGUUAUAUGCCCUUUAAGAAAUCUAGGCCUGUUAAUGAGCAUCAUCUGUUGCAUCAGGAAAGCACAUUUGGUGAGGUACCUUGCAAUUCCAACAUAGACAAUAAUGAUGAGGAACCUGGAGAACUUCGGCCAAACAAAAUGUUUAAGUGCUGGAACUGCCUGAAGGUUUUCAGGUCUAAUGCUGGUCUGUAUCGCCAUGUGAACAUGUACCACAACCCAAAGAAGCCGUAUGCUUGUGACAUCUGCCACAAACGUUUUCACACAAACUUCAAAGUCUGGACUCAUUGCCAAACCCAACACGGCGUGGUGCAAAAUCCCGCAACAUCUACUAGUUCCUAUUCUGUCCUGGAUGAAAAGUUUCAGAGGAAGCUAAUUGAUAUUGUCAGAGAGCGGGAAAUAAAGAAGGCCUUGAUUAUGAAGCUCCGGAGAUCCAAGCAAGGCCUGCAGUCGCAACCCUUCGGCAGGAAAAACAGGCGAUCGAAGUCCUACGGAUGCCCCUACUGUGGUAAAAGGUUUUUCUUUCAAUCACACUUAAAACUGCAUAUGAAAGGACACUCCGCUGAGCCGGCUAACCUUGACAUGGAUGCCGAGAGAGACCUUCAAUACAAGCAGCAGCAGCAGUUGACACAUCUUAAAGAAAACCAAGAUAAGGAUGUCUUUUUUUGCCGGCUCUGCAAUGAGAAACUGCCCUCUUUGCCUGAAUUAGAAGACCAUGAGAGAGCAUGUAGGUAUGCUACCGUCUGCCCAUACUGUGGACUUCGAUUCUCCAACACAGUUGUCAAGAAAGACCACGAAGCUCACUGCAAGUACAAAAAGCUGUCCUGUCUUGAGUGUAUGCGCACGUUUAAGUCUUCUUUCAGCAUAUGGCGUCAUCAGGUGGAAGUCCACAAGCAAAAUAUGAUGAGUGUGAAGGAGCAGUUGACUCUCGGUCUCCAGGAGAGCAAUCAUGACGAAUCAUCCAACGUUCUCAGAGUUCCUCCUUCUUCUCAGGAGUUGAUGCGUGACUCCAGAGAGGAAGCAGUGUACAGUGACUCAUCAGUUCCACCAAUGUAUGAUUCUGAAGACUCGUCGUCUUAUGCACCAGAGGACUUGAGCACUCACGGUCCAGGGGAGCUUCAAGUCAAAGAGGAACCUCAAGAGGAAGCAGUAUCAGCCAAGGACGGCAUGAGCAAAGCUUCUGUUGGAUCUGAGGAACCAGGCGUUUGGCCUUGUGAGAAGUGUGGGAAGCUUUUCAGUGGCCACAAAGACCUGGAACGACAUCAGGAACUGCUUUGCCACAUCAAACCCUUCAUCUGCCACAUAUGUCACAAAGCAUUCAGGACCAACUUCCGCCUCUGGAGCCACUACCAGUCCCACAUGUCCACACCUGAGGAGCCAGGGAUGAGAGAGAUUGACAGGCUUCAGUCUUCUCCAUCUCCUUCGCCACCUCUCACAAUUUCCAUCCCAGAGCCUCCAGCUUCUCAAGAACCUCCACUCAAAGCAACCCAUUCUGGGGUGGAUGCCUCAGAAGAGGAACCCAGAGGCUCCAUGUCACUGUCAACCAAACUCAAGAAGCCACAGCAGGACAAAAAAGGUGACGUUGAGCCAAGGGAACAAUCUCACUGCAAGUCCGACAGCACAGACGAAACUAUUACCCCUCAGGAAUCUGACACGCUAUUUUACCAUGCCCCAACUCUCUCUGCACUUACCUUUAAACGGCAGUACAUGUGCAAAUUCUGUCACCGGACAUUUAAGUCCGCUUUCAGUCUGUGGAGUCACGAGCAGAGCCAUACAUAAGAGUGCAGAGUUGCACAUUAGUAGCCCUAACCAUUAAAGUAGUCUCCUUUAAACUGUCAAAUGAUUUACUUUGGGAGACACUUGCAGACAAAACCCAGGGAUUUUUUAAUAGAAUUUGAUCAUACUUAAUAUACCUUAUUUCUAUAAACAGUAUUCAAAGACUGUCAAGAGUUUCCUGAAUGCAUCUUUGAUUGCAUGCCAAGAGUUGCUCAAAGCAUAAAUUAGUUUUCUAAAGCAUUUCCCUGUAUUACAUUUUAAGUUCACUUUUCAAUGAUCAUGAAAGGCCAUUAUAUUCUGUCACCUUAAGAACUCUUCUAAAUUAGUUUAUUUUAUUGCAAACAAAAAAUGAGUGAUUACUUUUUUGGAUUGUUACGCAGAAGACUUACGCUUCUCUUGUUUUAGUGGCCUUUAUGCUGUUAGCACUUUCAAAUAUUUACAAAUAAACAUCGUUCUCUAUUAAAAGCACAGGCCUAUGCAGACAGGGCAUUAAUAGACAUUAAUUCCUUCUUUUCUGGCCUAAAAUGAUUAAGUUAAGGAAACUGAAGAAAAAGGUGUUUAGGCAUUAAAUGCCCAAUUCAGCCCUGCUUAUGCUCUUAUAGCUUUUAAUCUUAAAUUGUUUCUUUAAUCAUUUAAAGAGAAUAAAGAUUUAUAUCUUAAUAUCAAACUAUAUAAUAAACUUUGUGAACAUUGAUAGAGGUGAGGAAAAUGUUAAUCAUUUAAUUUUGAUAUAGCUAGUUAAGUUGUAUUUAUAAUUUUAAGAGCAUUCUGAUAGUGUUUUUGCCAGUUAUGUAAACUUACAUGGUAUUUUUGUUUAGAGAAUGUGGAUAAUAUUCAGUAAUUGCAUUGAACAAAUCGAAGGCUUUAUAUGUACAAAUAGCAGGUUUGGAGUGAUGUUCUUUAAGCAGUUUUUAGUGUGUGCCUGCAACGUGGAUCUUCUAAUACUUUUUGUUGUACAGGACAUGCAGUAUAUAUGUGGGAAUUACUUCUCAUAAAUGUGUAGAGAUGAAGUCAGAGUAGAUUUUCGUACUGUAUCAGUACAUUGUGAGCUGGACCAUAGUGUAAGUUCAACUUACCAGAACUCUGUACUCGGUGAUUAAUGAAGUCUUGAUGCAAUGACGUUGAAUGGUUGCACAUUCCCGAUGUUCAGUGGACCUUUUCUGUGACCGUAUGAGCCAGAAAAUAUCUUUAUUCUAAAAUAUUAAAGCACAAAAACAGCAAUCUUAUUAGCAAGUGUUUGAAAUAUUAAUAAAUUAAGGAACAUUAGGGGAUGUUUGGCUUCCCAAGCUUAUGGCCUUUGUCGAACACAAAAUCUAAUUUGCGUUUUCCAUCAGCUACUGACAUUUAGUCUAUAUUUUGAUGGAUAAAAUGGUAAUACAUUCCUUUUUAUGUUACACCCCUAAUAAAGGUAUUGAUUAAUGAACAAGUUGGAUAGAAGUUCCUGAUUUAGUUUGCAUUUAAUUUGUCCCCAGUAUUACAUGACAUAACAUCAACUUCUUGUUUUGAGUAAAGAAUUUAACCAUAUUAUCAGCAGAUCAAUUAGUCCUGAUAAUAAAAUGAUUAUUUCAGUAAUUGAUAAACUUCUUAAUAUGGUUUAAUGAAAGGUUGUAUGACAUUUAAUGAAUAGGGAUGACAGAACAGACCAUUUAAUCAUCAUCCUGGUCUUUGUUUUUACAACACACACAUUUUCUCUUAUGAAAAGUAUCUCUUUUUUUGGUAUUCCUGUAGUAUCUCUGCAAUAACUAAUAUUGUAAGCACUUGAAUUAUUCUAAUGUGGCUUUAAAAACUGUAUCAGUUUUUGUGUUCAAUGAUUUUCUACUGUUUCUGUGCUUGCUUUCUAAAAUAAAUAUCAACAUGUGCAAUAA
Molecule: messenger RNA, 5070 nt
Organism: Carassius auratus (goldfish)
Lineage: Eukaryota; Metazoa; Chordata; Actinopteri; Cypriniformes; Cyprinidae
Product: zinc finger and BTB domain-containing protein 21-like
Exons: 2
Coding region: 119-3208 (1029 amino acids)
Biological process (GO): regulation of transcription by RNA polymerase II
Cellular component (GO): nucleus
Molecular function (GO): protein binding; DNA-binding transcription factor activity, RNA polymerase II-specific
Source: RefSeq, a predicted model, not a curated record